CAAGAUGUCACUCGAGCCAGUUCAGGCGAAGAGCGGCAAGCGGAGAUUGAAAACUCCGGACCUCCACCUAAGACCUUUUGAGUUAUUUGUCCCACCAUGCCACCUUACCUAAUAUUCAACCUUUUUUUUAGGUAAGGCUAAAAAGACCCUACCGACGAACGGCCUAGACGUAUUUUGAUUGGUCAUUCUUUCAAUAGUUCUGGUCGCGUCGAGAAUUCAUAUCGACGUCAACUCUGUAAACUAAAGAUACCAGGUGACAAUCAAUAUUCACUGUCUUCUAUUCGUAAUCUGUCUUAAUUUCAUCUUCGCAUCCUGAACGACCCCCCUCUUACCUCUUCCAAUAUUCUAACGAUGGCGAUCGACGAUAUUGUGACCGAUCCGAACCUAUCGACCGUGCUCGAUGCCUCCCGCGAUACCCGACUACAGGCGUUGAACUUGGUUGACCAGAUUGCGGCAGCUGAUCCUAUUGAGACAACCUCUCUAGAAGCUCAGCAAGAGGCUUCCAAGCAACAAAAGCUCCUAAUCACCAACCUCGCGCAACUCCGAGGCCUUCAUCGAGCCGCUCACUUUGGUGCCCGCCAAACCAAAUCGCAAACAUCCGAGGCGCGACAAGAGGUUGAUCGCCUCCAUCUACAACUACAGAACUUAUACUAUGAGCAACGGCAUUUGCAAGGGGAAAUUAUAGCUUGUGAAUCAUAUGACCAUACUUAUCAACAGCUUCCUCUAAUACCACUCGAAGAGUUUCUCUCAUUGAAGCCUGAGCACACCGAUGACGAUGAAAAUACCCUAAUGAUUGCGCGAAUCGAGCACGAGCGUAGCGAACGAGAAGCGCUAGAACAGAAACGCACGGAGCUUCUCAAGCGAAAACAGAAGCUUAUUGCGGACAAUAAGAAGAGAAAGGAUGAUCUUGCGAAUCUUGAUAAGGAAUUAGAGAAGUUCAUUGAUGCUGCUAAACCUAUUCAGAGGCUCUUCGAUAAGAACGUCUAACCUUAUUAAAGCAAUGGGAAGGACCACUAUGUUCCAUAGUACGUAAGUACAGAAUUGCACAUGCCAUAGCUUUUCUUGCCCUGGAUUCUAGUAAGAUUAUGCCACCAUAUAGGUUAUGACAAACGAUACCUGCCUAGAUUGUCACCUGACCUUUGCGCUGUGGGCCGAGAUAGUGAGGCGCUUCGUCGCUAAGACGGCUUAUACUCGUGAGGAUGAGACGGUGUAAUCAAUGGAAGGAUUACGCGAUGGGAGGGGCGCACCCGGGUCAAUCUAGAGACAGUACCGGUAUUAGGACAUCUACAUGGCAUUUGAAGAUGGGUGUUGACGAACUGGAAGACGAUACAUACCAGCUUUCCUACAUCAAACCGGUAACCGUCAAUUUACUAGCAUGCAUAUUGGAUUGGAAGUACUGAUGAUCGGGAAGACAAGCCGAUGACCUACUCUGGCUGGGGGGUGAUUUUUAUACUUGAGCGUCAAAGAUUCGCUUGGAAAUGGAGGCUCAAACAUAGUGCCGUAUUCUCCGUAUGAACCAGAUCCUAGAUCAAUGAAACGAUUCGGAAAA
Molecule: messenger RNA, 1549 nt
Organism: Hypoxylon trugodes
Lineage: Eukaryota; Fungi; Ascomycota; Sordariomycetes; Xylariales; Hypoxylaceae
Product: Fms-interacting protein-domain-containing protein
Exons: 4
Coding region: 352-987 (211 amino acids)
Biological process (GO): mRNA export from nucleus; positive regulation of DNA-templated transcription, elongation
Cellular component (GO): THO complex part of transcription export complex
Molecular function (GO): mRNA binding
Source: RefSeq, a predicted model, not a curated record